Setaria italica (foxtail millet) is the source of this 3087-nucleotide messenger RNA. RefSeq names its product pentatricopeptide repeat-containing protein At3g48810. The record is from RefSeq and is a predicted model, not a curated record. Bases 272 to 2254 code for a protein of 660 amino acids. Gene Ontology annotation, molecular function: protein binding. Lineage: Eukaryota; Viridiplantae; Streptophyta; Magnoliopsida; Poales; Poaceae. The transcript has a single exon.
AAGAGGAGACACAACACGUGUGGAAUAAAUAUUGGGCCCAAUCUUUUUGAUUGAGAUGGGGGAGAGAAUAAUCGCGAUCCAAUUUGGGCCCUGGUGGCACAAAGGCCGUGCGGCCCAUACAUAUAGGCAGUAGAAUUUCUCUCGGGCUCGGAUCCCUCGGGCCGUAUUUGGAUCGACCCGGUGGAAUUUGGUCGUCCGGUUGGGCAAAUUUGCGAAAGGAACCCGCACUCGUCGAAAUUUCCAAACGUGCCCCCAGAUCAUCACCGCGUUUAUGGUUCGCUCCCCCGCGCAUUCGAACGGACCUCAUCUGCGCGCCAUGUGCUCGAUCAAAUGCCGCCUCCUUCUCAGGCGGCUCCGCUGCCACCGCUUCUCCACGACGGCGUCGAAAUCUAGCCUCCCGCGGGGUAAUAAUGCAGAGGAGCUUCCUCGGGGGGCGGGUCCGCCUCCCACGCCGGACGCCACCACGGACGCAUCGAGAGGCCACGAGGCGGCGGUCAAGCGGCUCGCGGCGGCGGGCGACGUGGACGGCGUGCAGCUGGCGCUGCAGGAGAUGCGGCUGCGCGGGGUGCCCUGCACCGAGGGCGCCCUCGUCGCCGCCAUCGGCGCCUUCGCCCGCGCGGGGGCGCCCGACCGCGCGCUCAAGACGUUCUACCGCGCGGUCCACGACCUCGGCUGCGCGCGCCCCACCGCGCCGCGGCUCUACAACCACCUCAUCGACGCGCUGCUCCGGGAGAACAUGGUCGCGGCCGUCGUGCCGGUCUACGAGAACAUGAAGAAGAACUGCGUCCAGCCCAACGUGUUCACCUACAACCUGUUGGUCAAGGCGCUGUGCCAGAACGACCGGGUCGGGGCCGCGCGCAGAAUGCUCGACGAAAUGGCCAGGAAGGGGUGUCCCCCGGACGACGUGACCCACGCCACCAUCGUCUCCGCGCUGUGCAAGCAUGGCAGGGUGGACGAGGCCAGAGAGGUGCUGGCUGCGGCCCCGCCCGUGUGCGCCUCGUACAAUGCCGUCGUUCUAGCUCUCUGCAGAGAAUUCAGGAUGCAGGAUGUGUUUCUGAUUGUCGAGGAAAUGGUUCAGAGGGAAUUACAUCCUAGUGUGAUCACGUACACAACUAUAGUCGACGCGUUCUGCAAGGCCAGGGAGCUGAGGAGUGCAUGCGCCAUUCUGGCUAGGAUGGUGGUCACCGGUUGCACUCCAAAUGUUCCGACAUUCACAGCGAUGGUGAAAGGUCUCUUCGAUUGUGGAAGUUUACAUGAUGCACUCCGCAUGUGGAAAUGGAUGGUGGCUGAAGGAUGGGCACCAUCGACAGUAUCUUACAAUGUUCUCAUCCGUGGCCUUUGCAGCAUUGGCGAUCUCAAGGGAGCAUUGUCUGUUCUCAACAGCAUGGAGCAACAUGGCUGUUUUCCUAAUGUGAGGACCUACUCCACUCUUAUCGAUGGUUUCUCCAAAGCUGGGGACCUAGAUGGUGCCAUGUCAAUAUGGAAUGACAUGACAGGUGCUGGUUGCAAGCCAAAUGUUGUUGUUUACACGAACAUGGUGGAUGUGUUUUGCAGGAAGUUGAUGUUUGAUCAGGCCGAGAAUCUUAUUGAUAAGAUGCUAUUCGAAAAUUGUCCUCCCAAUGCAGUGACAUUCAACACGUUGAUCAGAAGUCUGUGCGGCUGUGGAAGAGUUGGGAGAGCUCUGGGUGUGUUCCAUGAGAUGAGAAGGCAUGGAUGCCCGCCAAAUGAUAGGACCUAUAAUGAGUUGCUCCAUGGUCUUUUUAGAGAGGGAAACUGUGAAGACUCUCUUCAAAUGGUGAUUGAGAUGCGAAACCAUGGCAUGGAGUUGAGUCUAGUAACAUACAACACUGUAGUAAGUGGUCUCUGUCAGAUGAAAAUGAGCAGAGAAGCUAUGCUAUUUCUGGGGAGAAUGAUAGUUCAAGGAAUCCAACCAGAUGCAUUUACUUUCAAUGCAAUGAUUUAUGCUUACUGCAAGGAAGGGAAAAUCAGGAUGGCAGCUUGGAUGUUAGGUGGGAUGAAUGCAGUGAACUGCCCUCGGAACAUAGUUGCAUACACUAUUCUGAUGGCAGAGCUUUGCAAUCAGCAUAGGCUGGAAGAUGCCAUGGUGUAUCUACUAAAGAUGUUAUAUGAAGGUAUAUAUCCAAAUACGGCAACAUGGAAUGUGUUGGUCCGUGGAGCUUUUAGAAACCUUGGCUGCAUUGAACCAAUUGAUUUAGUCCAGCAUAUUACCAGAGACUUGUCAGCAGGGACCUAAGGAUCACUAUUGCCAUUCUUUGGCUUCCCAGUGGGUAAAGCUGACAAGCAUCAGAUUCUGUCAGAUUGUUGUUGCUGCAUUAAGUAGUUCAUAAGGUAUGCAAAAUUAUGUAACUUUAACAAUUUUUUUUUUAUCAUUGAUGAGCAAGUUACAACUCAUUUAUAAAUAUUCUGACGACAGUAAUAAGAUGAUUUGAAGUUCUGAAGAUGUUCCUUGAGGUCUCAUUUAGGAGGCAUCAGUCAAACUCACAUACUCUCUUCACCUGUUCUGUCAGUGUGUAGGAUCUAGUGUGUGCACUGUGCAAUAUCAAUGUUGCCUAAGAACUUUGAAAAUUUCGGUCAAUGAUAGUUAUUUAUUUUCCAUUGGCAUAUGUUCUCUGUUCAAGUCGUUAGCACUUGGUCUUACACUCUCACUAGUAAACUUUUGUAUGAAACACUUUCUAAAAUAUGGUUAUUGAUAGUUUCUGCACUCUCAUCGCACUUGUUUACAUAAGGACAUGGGGGAGAGAGAGAGAGACAUGUUUCUUGGAUAAAAUGCUUUCUUACAAUUUGUCCAUUAUCGAUAAUGUAAGUUCAUAAAAGGGUUGUAGUCUUUUAGAAACUGAUUUGGAGAUGGAAGUAAGAACCUGGUAAGCGCUAGGUGUUAGGCAGGCGACAUAGCGAUGCCUUUAGCUCAUAUGGGUUAGGCAAGGUGGGGAGUGACAAAUAGUCACUAGGCACUGCCCAUAUGGGCUAGGAUGCCACGUUUUAGAACACUGGGGGUGAACUGGAUCGAUGUUUUCAAAACAGAUGCUAGGUUCGUUUCGGUUUGUGAGCUGGUUAGUGAAGAUCUUC